This is a messenger RNA of Marmota monax (woodchuck), 1299 nucleotides long. It is a transcript of the gene Smim10l1, whose product is annotated as small integral membrane protein 10 like 1. The transcript has a single exon. The record is from RefSeq and is a predicted model, not a curated record. NCBI's taxonomy places the organism in Eukaryota, Metazoa, Chordata, Mammalia, Rodentia, Sciuridae. Bases 139 to 402 code for a protein of 87 amino acids.
GAAGGGGCGGAGCGCCCGCCGGCCCAGCACCGCACCCGAGCUAGCGACCGCUGCGGGAGGCGCGAGUUAGCCCGGCGGCCGCUUUGCUAUCCCGGCCCUUUGAUCCUGGCCGUUGCUCCGGGGCCGGCAGAGCCUACGAUGAACCUCGGUUCCAGGCGCUGGGCAGGCAGCGAUAUUGGGUCCAUGGCUCCAGCGAUGACUCCGGUGGCGGCUCCGUUGUCCCUGGCUGUCAAGGCCCCAAACCCGGCAGCAGCCCCCACCUCCUAUGGGGUCUUCUGCAAGGGGCUCUCUCGCACCCUGCUCGCCUUCUUCGAGCUGGCCUGGCAGCUUCGGAUGAACUUCCCGUAUUUCUACAUCGCAGGCUCGGUGAUCCUCAACAUCCGCUUGCAGGUACACAUUUAGAAAAGUGACUAAGCUGCCGGCCUUGGGCGGCUAGCAUGAUGGCCGACUCCCAGGCAUUCCCGGGACUUAGUGAACCUGCGAGCGAGGAGCUCGGAGAUCUCGCGAGGGGGCCCGGACGCACUCCGCGCCUGCGCUCUGCGCUCCUAGCGCUCCCAGCGCUCCCUGGACCGUGGCGGGACCCCUGCUAGGACCAAAAAGAGGCCUUAGGGGAGUCCGGGAAUUGAGACCUUCAGCUAAAACCAAAAAAAAAAAAAAAAAUCAGAAACUUUGUAUUCUUAAACUCCGAUCGAAUUCCAGGAUAUAACAGAAGGACACAGAAUAUAUCAUUAAAAAGGAAGACCGAAUUUUUCAGGAAAAAAAAAAAAAUUGUGCAACAAAUUCAUGGCCUGAGUGAAAAUUAAGAAAUCAGUAAACUUAGGGAAUACCGGUGUGGAUUGUUAGCAAGACGCUGAAGAAAAAGCCGAUGGUAUUAAGGAUAUGAAAUGGAAGGCAUAUGUUUUUUCAUCCCACGUGAAGGACGAAGCAAAACUGUACAGGAAAAACAUCCUCCAAACACUAAAUGUGAAAUGCUGCACGAUUUUGAACAAAUGGUAGAAGCGUGAGAAAAUGCAUUCUGCUUUAACUUCCUGUGAGCAGCAUUGGGAUCACGAUCUUUGCAAAAAGGAAAUCCAAACAGCAUAAAACUUGGCUAUUCAUUGAAUAAUAUUUUACCAUCAUAAUGCAAAUUCUAUGUGUGGUUUUUUUCCCCUUCUAAGGAAAUAUUUAAUUAUGGUUACAGAAUAGAAUGUGAAAGUCAUUAGUCUUGAUGUAAAAAUACAAAUGGGAAUGUUGUAGGAGGGAGGAAAACGUAAUUGGAAUGGUUACAUGUUCUAAUAAAGUGAAGAGUUGAGAGACACA